This is a messenger RNA of Rhineura floridana, 2544 nucleotides long. RefSeq names its product vomeronasal type-2 receptor 26-like. The record is from RefSeq and is a predicted model, not a curated record. The transcript has 6 exons. Bases 1 to 2544 code for a protein of 847 amino acids. Gene Ontology annotation, molecular function: G protein-coupled receptor activity. Gene Ontology annotation, biological process: G protein-coupled receptor signaling pathway. Gene Ontology annotation, cellular component: membrane. Lineage: Eukaryota; Metazoa; Chordata; Lepidosauria; Squamata; Rhineuridae.
AUGAAUGAUCCCCUCCGGAUGCAAAUCCAAUAUUAUCAGCCUGGAUACUUCAUCAUUGGUGGGAUUACUUCUCAGAUCAUCUCCCUUUCAGACAGUGUAUCUUUCCAGGAACAUCCCAACAGAAACCUUGAUCUUGAUUCAUUUAUAAUCCUAAAGAAUUAUCAGCAUGUCCUGUCCUUUGCAUUUGCUGUGAAGGAGAUCAACGAAAACCCCAAGAUUUUGCCCAACUUCACUUUGGGGUUACAUAUCUAUGACAGCCACUUUGAUGCAAAGAUAAUUUAUGAACACACCUUGAAUCUUCUGUUUAGUCAGAAUAGAACUGUUCUCAACUACAUCUGCAAUUUCUGGAAUAAUCCAGUAGCCAUCAUUGGGGGACUUGAUUCUGAAGUCUCUUUCCACGUUGCCAGUAUCUUGGGUGUUUACAAAAUACCACAGGUCACCUGUUGCGUAUAUGCACCAGUGGUGAAUGAUAGAAUUCAGCGCUCCACAUUAUACUGCAUGGUCCCUGAUGAAGAGCAUCAGUACACAGGAAUUGUCAAGUUGCUUCUUCAUUUUCAAUGGAAGUGGGUUGGGAUCAUUGUCAAGGGUGAUGAUAAAGGAGAAACAUUUGUGCAGACUUUGGAACUCAUGUUUUCCCAGAAUGGCAUCUGUACAGCUUUCAUCAAAAGAAUGCCAAUGCAGAGUGACAUGCACAACAUGCUUAUUUUGUUUGACACCUUUUUGACUGUAGCGAGUUUCCUAGCCAAUGCAAGUGUCAAUGUAUGUGUCAUAAAUGCUGAAACUCAUAUGAUGUUGAGUUUUCAAACACUGCUGAAUGUGGCCGAAUCAAAUGGUGCAAUGCCUAUAAACAUGGUGUGGGUUAUGACAGUUCACUGGGAUUUUUCAUUGGAGCCAUAUUUUACAGCUAUGAACAUACAAACCUUCCAUGGUGCCUUAUCCUUUGCGAUUCAUUCCAGUGAUGUACAAGGGUUCACAAAUUUCCUUCAGAUUCUAAAUCCCUACUCUGAUGGUGAUGGCUUUAUCAGGGUCUUCUGGGAACAGGCAUUCAAGUGUGUAUUUCCAGAUGCUAAUAUGAGUAAAGAGACCAAGGAAAUAUGUACCGGGAAGGAGAAGCUGGAGAGUCUCCCUGCACCUUUUUUUGAAAUGAGCAUGAUAAGCCAAAGCUACAGCAUCUAUAGUGCUGUCUAUGCUGUGGCAUAUGCAUUACAUGCCAUGUACUUACUCAAAAGUAAACAUGGAGCAAUGAUAAGAGGAAACCGUCUGAAGCCAUUUAAGCCUCAAAACUUUCAGCUUCAUCCUUUUCUGAAGAGCAUCUCAUUUAACCAAAGUGCUGGCAACAAGCUUCUUAAUGAAAAGGGUCAACUGAUAACUGCAUUUGACAUUAUCAAUUGGGUCACAUUCCCAAACAAAUCAUUCUUAAGAGUUAAAGUUGGGGAAAUGGAUGCCCAAGUACCACCAGGUCAACAGUUCUCCAUUAAUGAGACAAUCAUUACAUGGCCGAGAAAAUUUAACCAGGUUGUGCCCCUUGCCUUGUGUAAUGACCACUGCUACCCAGGUUACAGCAAACGAAAGAAGGAGGGGCAGCCAUUUUGUUGUUUUGACUGUGUUCCGUGUCCAGAAGGGAAGAUUUCAAGCCAACAUGGUAUGGAUGACUGCUUCAAAUGCCCAGAUGAUCAGUAUCCUAACAAGGAGAGAAAUCAAUGCCUUCCCAAGCAUAUCACCUUCCUGUCUUAUGAUGAAUCUUUGGGUAUCAGCUUGGCUCUUUUGGCUCUGGCUCCUUCUGCAACCACAGCUUUGGUGCUUGGAAUCUUCAUUAAACACCGGAAUACUCCUAUUGUCAAAGCCAAUAACCGGAACCUCACCUACACUCUACUCAUCUCCCUCCUGCUCUGUUUCCUCUGCUCCUUACUAUUCAUUGGUCACCCCCAGUUACUGACCUGCCAUUUGCGACAAACUGCUUUUGGCGUCAUAUUCUCAGUGGUGGUUUCUUCUGUAUUGGCAAAAACCUUUACUGUGGUUCUGGCUUUCAUGGCCACAAAGCCAGGGUCAAAGAUGAGGAAAUGGGUAGGGAAAACAUUUUCAACCUCUGUUAUUCUCUCCUGCUCAUCUAUCCAAGCCGGUAUUUGCCUAGUAUGGCUUUGUACUGAUCCUCCGUUCCCAGAUUUGGACAUGCACUCUUUGGCUGAAGAAAUUAUAGUAGAAUGCAAUGAAGGUUCAUCCAAUAUGUUCUGCUAUCUUUUGGGUUACAUGGGAUUUCUGGCUUUCAUCUGCUUUAUUGUGGCCUUCUUUGCUCGGAAGCUGCCAGACACUUUUAAUGAAGCCAAAUUCAUCACUUUCAGCAUGUUGGUGUUUUGCAGUGUGUGGCUGUCUUUUGUUCCAGCUUAUCUGAGCACCAAAGGGAAGUACAUGGUGGCUGUGGAGAUCUUCUCCAUCUUGGCCUCCAGUGCUGGAAUACUGGGUUUUAUCUUCUGUCCCAAAUGUUAUAUAAUUAUCUUGAGGCCUGAACUGAACAGUAAAAAGCACCUAAAAUUGAAAACUAAUUAA